AAUAGAUUUGUGAUGUACGGUAUUUUAACAACUAGAGCAUUAAGACGGUUUACUUUGCCUUACGUUGUCUGGGUUGUAAUGUACAAUAAGGCUAUUUUGAAGCAGCGUUUUUGUGUUGAAAUAUAGUGAAAAAUAAAACUGGAACUGAAACUCAAGUCUGCUUGACUUUAUAAAAAAAAAAAAAAAAAAAGAAAAAAUCGUUGUAAAAUGUGUUGAAGUGAAAAUAGAUAUUUGGCGGUAAUGCAGCCAUAAAUAAAAUAAAAUAAGUAAAAACGUAUUUUUGUACAUGUUAAUUCACGGGUCAUAUAGUAUUACUCGAACAGGUCAGUAAACUGUAAAAUAAGUUCUGGUCUUCUGAUUUAAGUCAUAAAGUAUUGUAUGAGACGUAACAGUAAAUUGCUAAAUUAAUUCGAAAAAGUAUAUAUUGUUAAAAAAAUAAAAUAAAAAUAUCUAGUGUUUAUUUUAAGGGAGUUUUUAGUGUAUCCCACUGUUGGGUGUACAGUAAGACAAGCAAGUAAUGUCUUUUUUUUAGAUUUGUGUUUCUUUAUGUAAUUGCUUUCUUUCCCCUUGUUGGUUUAGGGUCAGUCUUGUGCAGGCAGCUUCAAUUUCUUCCUCUGUAGCAGAGCAACGCUUCACUGAGAAUUUUGGAUUGAAUGGAUUAAGCCUGCAGGCUUGCUAUUAAAAUAUAGAGGUUUAUUUUUGUUGUACAGUAUAUAUUUUUUUGUAUGCUUUGGGUUUAGUUCUCUGUUUGCCAUGGCCUAGAGGAAAUCCUGCUAGUAGAGAUUCUUGGAUUACAGAUGAAGACUUGAAGGAUGACUCUGUCUCGAAUCAUAGGCCUGCUGUGCUACACCACAGGAAAGUCUCUGCUGAAUCUCUGUGCUGCUCGACAGUUUCAACCAGCUUACUUGAGGCUAUACAAUGUACAGUCCCAAAAGGCAAGGAAAAGUCCAGUAAAGGAGAAUGACUCUUUGCUGGAGAACCUGGUCAAGCUUGGGGUAGACAUUAAAAUGGUGAGGAGAAGACAACCAGGGGUCCUGAGGAAGUUGAUCACCAACGAGCAUGGUCUGGCGCGCUUUCUGCAGGGCAAAGGGGCUGCCAAGGAGACAGUGGCCAGCAUUAUUUCCCGGUACCCACGUGCUAUCACCCGCUCACAUGACCACCUGGAAGAGCGUUGGAGGCUGUGGAGGAACAUCUUCCAGGCUGACAGCGAGAUUGUGAAGAUUGUAGAGCGGUCGCCCGAGUCCUUCUUCCGUUCUAGUGACAACGACAAUCUGGAGAAGAACAUUGCCUUCCUGAGCUCCCUGGGCUUGACCUCUAAGGAACUUCACAGGCUGCUGACCACCGCUCCCAGGACCUUCGCCAACAGCGUGGAGCUCAACCGGCAGAUGGUGGAGCUCCUGCAGGAUGUCUGCUUCAGCCUGGGCGGCAAGCAACCAGAUCACUUUGUGAAGCAGAUUAUCUCAAGAAAUGUUUACAUUCUCAUUCGCAGCACCAAGAGGGUGAGGACUAACAUUGAGUUUCUCCAGAAGGCUUUCAACUUGACCGAUGAGGAGCUUCUCAAUCUGCUGCAGGGCCACGGGGCUGAGAUUUUAGACCUAUCCAAUGAGUAUGUCAAGAGAAACUUCAAGAGUGCAGAGCAGAAACUGCAGUCGCUUGGCUGCUCCCAGAAGGAUGUCAAAAACUUCAUCCUCUUCUAUCCUCCGUCUCUCUAUGCCUCGCCUGAGACUUUAAAAAAUAAAAUAGAUUGUUUGCUAGAUGCUAAUGUUGAUAUCAGACAGAUACUGGAGAAACCAAGGGUGUUGGACUUUAGCAUUGACACUGUAAGGAGCCGGUUAAAGGAACUAGACAAGGCAGGUUAUGAUUUUAAAAAGAAUGGGAUCGCUAUUUUAGACUCCAGUAGAAAACGAUUUGAAGCCAAGUUAGAAAGGCUGUCUGUAGUGCCUGAAGAGUAAGUUACCUUUGAACAUUGUUGUAAAAUAAACUGCAAAAACUAUGUUUGUUCAAUCAUUUAAACUAAUUCUGAUCUUUAUACUUCCUACCUGUUAUGAAAUGGCAUUAUGUGGUUUGAACCAGUGUGUUUUUAAGUAAAAUAGGAAGGAAAUCAAGAAUCUCACAUAAAUAGAGGGUACCCCAUGGACAUAAAUUGAUAACUGUAUUUUAAAAAUGGGAAUGGUUAAAUAUUAGGGAGAUGUAACAAAGGGCAACUGUCAUGAAACUUUUUGAAGUAUAUAGGUAUAUAUAAAAUUAUUUAAAUAUAUAUAAAUAAGAAAUAAGUAUAAAAAGCUGUAUACUUUUGUCCUAUCCUCUUGAUAAUACUAAGACCAGCUUUUCAUUUUCAAAUUAACACUUUACAGACAACAGUGGAUGUAAUUGGUAAACGUGCCACCGUGAAGAAGCAGGACCCAUUCUAGAUAUGUUCAAGUAUUAAUUUAUCUCCAUGUUGGCAUAUUCCAUCCAAAACAGCAAGAAAAAUUGAAAAUAUAUAUAUAAUAUAAAAACAGGUAACUCUGCAACAUCUUUUGUUAAUGUACAAUACAUGGUAACAUGGUCUGAUUGCAUGACAUUUAGUAAACAGAAGAAACUUAAUCAGCAGCAUUGUCUUUGAAAAUUGAAAACGCUAUGUACUUAAAAUAUAAGCAAAUAAUCAAAAGGUCUGCAACAGAAGAAAUCUGGCUAAUGCAGGUGUAAGUUAAGAGAAUAGACUUUGAAAAAUAGCACUCCUUUAAACUGUUGACAGCUGUAAGUGGCUAAGUGACGCUUUAUCCAGGAGGUGGCACUGUGUUUCUGAAAUAUGUGGGUUUCCCCACUCCCCUUAUAUGUGGUGCUUUAUCCAGGAGAUGGCACUGUGGUUCUUACAUGUGGGUUUCCAUACUCCUUGUAUGUGGUGCUUUCAAGCAUCCUUACAGUUUUUGGUGCCAUAAUAUGUAGGUAAAACAGUAGCAGCAGAAUCCGUUGUGUCACCCGUUACCAGUUUUGUAAAUGCAACUGUGAUGUAGUUUUUAAUGUUUGAUGUAUACUUCUUGUUUACUUUUUAAACUGCAAUUGCAUAUAGUUAGAUAGUUACACAACUUAUCAUUAGGCUGGAUAUCAAAACCUUCCUCAAUUCUAUCAAUGUACAACCUCCUUUGUUUUAAGCUCGCUGUAAUUUGUUUUGAACAAGCCUUUACCAACUGUUCAUCUUAAUAUAUAAACAAGAACGUUUAUUUGUCUCUCUGUUCCUCCUUUAUACGUUCGGACCCCGCAGGAGCCAGUGCAACCAGACUUUGCACGGCCUCCUCUUUCAUCCAGGGGAACGUCAAGGGUUAUGUUUGGAUACAAAAUUUUGACCCCCAUACUUUAUUUAGUAACCCCAUUGCUGGAUCACUACAGUAGCCAUGUAUCUCAAAUUAAGGAAACCUACAAAAACCAAAUAAUUAAAGAAGAAAAAUUUUAAAAAAAUGGCAAAACCCCCCCAAAAAAUAUAAAGCUAAAAAAAGUGAAAGGGGUCAGAGUGCAUUGUACGACACCCAAGAUCAGUAACUUAUAGGAAACCGUAAGGCUACUGUUCCAAAAUUUGUCAUGCAUGAAAUAUUGAAUUUCCCUGGGCAACGCCGGCUAAUUCAGCUGGUAUACCUAUAAAAGAAAUGCCUGGCUUCCAGUUUGCAAUACUUUAAGGAAUCUUUCAGUAACUUAUUUCCAUGCAACUCUAAAAAACACUUGGGAGGAAUCCAAUUUCAACAUAGUUAAUGUAAACUUUGUAAAAUAUCCAGAUAGUGCAUAAAUCCAGUGACCUACGAGAAAAAAAACUCUUUAUUUGAAGUUUAAACCAUGAGUAGUACUUGUGUAAUUUUUGUUAUUUAUAUAAUUGUCACCCAAAAAGGUGUCACAUGUACUUGCCUAGUGAGUAUGCAAUGUUUAAAUUAGACACAACAGAUACCUCUCACCACUACCCUCCGAUUUCAGAAACAUAUUUAAAACAAAAUGAAAAUCUCUCUUGCUGUCUGCUACCACAACCGUUGGGCUUUUAAACAAGUUGGGGUUAGGACAUGAAGGACCGCAGCAUUGCGCAAACUGACACGAAUGUCGUUUAGUCCACAUAUCAUCUAAUGCUAAUACAAUCUAGGGAAACCACGCCGGUUAUUGGCAUUGGUGUGAAAACAGCCUCUGAAAUUAUUGGUCAGCUUCUCUUGAAGACUGCAAAAUUUGAGUAGGAUCAUU
This is a messenger RNA of Polyodon spathula (Mississippi paddlefish), 4197 nucleotides long. Its product is annotated as transcription termination factor 1, mitochondrial. Gene Ontology annotation, cellular component: mitochondrial matrix. Gene Ontology annotation, molecular function: double-stranded DNA binding. Lineage: Eukaryota; Metazoa; Chordata; Actinopteri; Acipenseriformes; Polyodontidae. Gene Ontology annotation, biological process: termination of mitochondrial transcription; regulation of DNA-templated transcription. The coding region runs from base 813 to 1952 and encodes 379 amino acids. The record is from RefSeq and is a predicted model, not a curated record. The transcript has 2 exons.